UCGACUAAAAACUGCAUUGUUUUUCGAGACAGGAUCCAAGAACAGAUUCGAAAUGGAAGUUUGAAGUUCUCAGCUAAAACAGAAAAAGCCAUGGGAAUUGACAGUGAUCCCUUUCCAGAAGUUGGAGAGGCAGCAGCCAAUGUCAUCACAUCAGACUUUCAGAACUUGUCCUUGACAGAAUUGGAGGAAGUCAAUGUGCAGAUGCAUGUUGCUAAUCAAACCAACAUCAAGAAGAAUGCUAGAGGCCCACCAGUUAUUGAACAAGGUUUCUCGCACCAGAAGGAACACUCUGAUGAAGAAUCACUGGAUGAUGAUUCUUUAGAAGCAGCGGUGAUGCAGAGAAUGUGCCCCAGGUGCAGACUCAGUUACAAGUGGUUGAAGGGGCUCCCAACUGAUGGGAAGCAAUACUACAGGGAUGUUCAGAGACGUCCUAAGUCAACCAAUGCUUACAACAAAAGGCCGUAUCCGGCUAGUGAUAGGCAGAGACCACCAGUGGUUGAGCCUGUGGGGACAGAAACUACCCAUGGUUUUAGAGUGGAUGAAGCUACCUGUUCCAAUAACCAGGCUGAAUAUGAAGCCUUAAUUAUGGGACUAGAGAUUCUUAUUGGAUUACAAUUUCAAAUAGUAAAUAUAACUCAUGUUCCAAGAUUCUUGAACAUUAGAGCUAAUGAUGUGGCUCAAAAGGCUUCGAACUUCAAGAGAAAGGAUAAUUCUCAAAGGGACAUAAGUCAGACAACAUACCAGAAAUUAAUACAACCUUUGAAUAAAAGGAAUAUGGUCUUGGAAGCCAACCAUAAUGACUUACAAGAACAAUAUUGGAGGCAUCCAAUAAUGCAAUAUUUAGCUGGUCCAUCUUUGAAGGCCAGCAGGAAGGUCAAAUUGUAG
Camellia sinensis is the source of this 885-nucleotide messenger RNA. The record is from RefSeq and is a predicted model, not a curated record. Lineage: Eukaryota; Viridiplantae; Streptophyta; Magnoliopsida; Ericales; Theaceae.